This is a messenger RNA of Ricinus communis (castor bean), 2927 nucleotides long. RefSeq names its product pentatricopeptide repeat-containing protein At1g74630. NCBI's taxonomy places the organism in Eukaryota, Viridiplantae, Streptophyta, Magnoliopsida, Malpighiales, Euphorbiaceae. The record is from RefSeq and is a predicted model, not a curated record. Gene Ontology annotation, molecular function: zinc ion binding; protein binding; RNA binding. The transcript has a single exon. Gene Ontology annotation, biological process: RNA modification. Bases 83 to 2014 code for a protein of 643 amino acids.
AUUUCUUUUCCACCAUUUGUUUAUUUAUCUAUAUGAAACCAUAAACCAUAAAUAACUAACUGUAAACUGACAAAUAACUAUAAUGAACAGCUCUUAUUCACUAUCCCUCUCUCUAUUGAAGAAUUGCAAGAAUGUUGCUUCUCUCAAGCAAUUCCACGCCAAUGUACUUAAAAUCGGACUCCAAAAUGACCUUUUACUGAUUGGAAAACUACUCCUCCACUGCACUAUUGUACUCUCUGAUUCUAUAGACUACGCUUUGAGCCUCUUUCGCGACACUCCAAAUCCAGAUGUCUUCAUGUACAAUACCCUUAUUCGAGGCCUUGCUGAAUCCGAUAGUCCACAAAAGUCAAUUGCUACAUUCCUUGAACUGAGAAAGGAAUCAGCUUUAUCUCCUGAUAGCUUCUCCUUUGCUUUUGUUCUGAAGGCGGCUGCGUAUUUAAGGUCCUUGAGAGGUGGGAUUCAGUUGCAUUGUCAAGCUUGGAAGUAUGGAUUAAAUGCCCAUCUUUUUGUUGGGACAACUUUGAUUAGUAUGUAUGGAGAAUGCGGGUGUGUUGGUUAUGCAAGGCAGGUGUUUGGUGAAAUGCAUGAGCCAAAUGUCAUUGCGUGGAAUGCUGUGAUUGCUGCUUGUUUUAGGGGUGGGGAUGUGAAGGAAGCGGGGAAGAUGUUUAGUUUGAUGGUAUUUAGGGAUUUGACUUCGUGGAAUGUGAUGCUGGCUGGCUAUGUGAAAAUUGGGGAAUUGCAGCUUGCAAGGGAAAUGUUUUUGGAAAUGGCGGUGAAGGAUGAUGUAUCAUGGAGUACUAUGAUUGUUGGGUUUGCUCAUAAUGGGUGUUUUGAUGAGGCCUUUGGGUAUUUCAGGGAGUUGUUGAGGAAGGGGACUAGACCGAAUGAAGUGAGCUUGACUGGGGUGCUUUCAGCAUGUGCGCAGGCAGGGGCCUUUGAGUUUGGGAAAAUAUUACAUGGGUUCAUUGAGAAAGCUGGUCUUUUGUGGAUUAUAUCAGUCAAUAAUGCAUUACUCGAUACCUACUCCAAGUGUGGGAAUUUAGGUAUGGCUCAACUUGUCUUUGAACGUAUGCCAGAGAAAAAGAGCAUCAUUUCUUGGACUUCAAUGAUGGCGUGCCUUGCAAUGCAUGGUCUUGGAGAAGAAGCAAUAAAGCUUUUCCAUGAGAUGGAAGAGUAUGGAACUAGGCCUGAUGAGAUCACCUUUAUCUUGCUUUUGUAUGCUUGUAGUCAUGCUGGACUGGUUGAACAGGGAUGUCACUAUUAUAAUAAGAUGAGGGAUGUGUACAAUAUAAUACCCGCCAUUGAGCAUUAUGGUUGCAUGGUUGAUCUAUAUGGUCGAGCUGGUCAGCUGCAGAAGGCCUAUGAAUUUGUAUCUCAAAUGCCAAUUCCGCCUAAUGAUAUUAUUUGGAGGACACUUCUUGGGGCUUGUAGCAUUCAUGGGAAUGUCAAAUUGGCCGAGCAGGUAAAGGAUAGGCUUUGCGAGCUCGAUCCAAACAACUCCAGUGACCAUGUUCUGUUGUCAAAUAUUUAUGCAGUUGCUGGGAAAUGGAAGGAUGUUGCUGCUGUGAGAAGAUCAAUGAGUGACCAGAAAAUCAAGAAAACUCCUGGUUGGAGCAUGAUUGAAGUUGACAAAAUAUUGUACACUUUUGUGGCUGGUGCAAAACAAGAAAAGAUCACUGAAGAGGCAUAUGAGAAGCUAAAAAAGAUCAUUUUGAGGCUUAGAAUUGAAAGAGGUUAUUUUCCAGAAGUUGGAAGUGUUUUGCACGACAUACAAGUGGAAGAAAAAGAAGAUUCUGUAUCUAUGCACAGUGAAAAGCUUGCUGUAGCUUUUGGUAUAUCAAGAUUGGUCCAAGGAAAGACCAUAAGAGUAGUUAAAAAUUUGAGGGUUUGCAGGGACUGUCAUACAGUGAUGAAGCUGAUUUCUCAGGUUUACAAAUUGGAGAUUGUGAUCAGAGAUAGAAGUCGCUUUCACUCCUUCAGGGAUGGCUCCUGUUCAUGCAAAGAUUAUUGGUAACUAUCAAGUUGUAACGAUGAAGUAAUUUAACUAGUAAAGCUCCAAAGCUUUGGGGAGGACAGUAAUUUCAUGAAAUAGGAGCAAGAAAACUCUUAAAACCCAAAAUUAGAUGGAACAAUUAAAGCAAUACGGACUAAAGAAGGAGUGAUAAACUUAAGGUCAGUGGUAUAAAGGCUACAUGGAUUGAAGAUUGAACUAUCAUGUAAAAGAUGAAAUAUCUAAAAGCGAAUUUGUCGAUCCAAUCAUUUAAUGAGGAGCCUGUGGAUUAUGGCCAAGGAACCAAAUGGGUGACGUUAUGAUAUGUAAGAAUGAUCCAACUCUUAGCAGCUAGAACUGUGAAACUGUUAUCCAAUUAGUAUGUGGAUUCUUGUUCGACUAACAGGUACUACUUCACUGAUUUGUGAAGAUGGAUGGGGUUCUUUAUCACUACUCAGAGUGUUCGACUAGUUGAUUGAUCUUAAUUGCUUGGAUUUUGAUUUUUGUUUUCUUGACAAUGUGAAGCGACUAGCUUUUCCUUGCAAGUAUGCACAUUGGAUCUUUGACCUGCUAACGACCUAGCUACAAAUGAAGCCGGACAGUGUAUAAUAACAGUAGGUCAUUUGUUAGCUAUCCUCUUUGACAUGCUAUUUUUGGAUUUUAAGCCUGGAGUGUGUUAGGUGCUGCAGGAAACAUUCUGAUGAUGCUUAUGGGAGAUCCUGUGCAGAGGAUUAAUAAAAGAGAAUCAGGAGCUUGGAAAGGUUGUUUUGCAUCUGAUCGACCUUUGUACUUCCAUCAGGCUGCUAGAUAAUGGGAUACUACAUCAGCUUAGAUCUUGCAUAGAAGUAGCCGGUGAAGUUGUUACUGGUGUUGUUUAUUUAUUGUUGUCUCUGUUGUCACUUUUUCAUAGAGUUGAAAUGGAUUUAGAAUUACCUGA